Molecule: messenger RNA, 951 nt
Organism: Tupaia belangeri chinensis (Chinese tree shrew)
Lineage: Eukaryota; Metazoa; Chordata; Mammalia; Scandentia; Tupaiidae
Product: olfactory receptor 51F2
Exons: 1
Coding region: 1-951 (316 amino acids)
Biological process (GO): G protein-coupled receptor signaling pathway
Cellular component (GO): plasma membrane
Molecular function (GO): olfactory receptor activity; G protein-coupled receptor activity
Source: RefSeq, a predicted model, not a curated record
AUGCCAGCUUUCCAGAACAUCACAUCCUCUUCGAUCAUUUUCCUGCUCACGGGUGUUCCUGGGUUGGAAGCUUUCCACACGUGGAUCUCAAUUCCCUUCUGCUUUCUCUAUGUGACUGCCCUCUCAGGAAACAGCCUGAUUCUCUUUGCCGUCCUCACUCAGCCCAGCCUCCAUGAGCCCAUGUACUAUUUCCUCUCCAUGCUGUCCACCACCGACCUCGGCCUGUCCAUAUCCACUCUGGUCACCAUCUUGGGGAUAUUCUGGUUCAACACCAGGGAGAUCAGCUUUAAUGCUUGCUUGUCACAGAUGUUCUUCAUUCAUCUUUUCACUGUCAUGGAAUCUUCAGUGCUGUUGGCUAUGGCCUUUGAUCGUUUUGUGGCCAUUUCUAAUCCUCUUAGAUAUGCGUCUGUCUUAACUGACUUUAAAAUAGUACAGACUGGAGUAGCAAUCAUUACCAGGGGGACCCUAAUGCUGACACCAACGGUAGCUCUUCUUAAAAGAUUGUCCUACUGUCGCAGCCAUGUGCUCCACCACUCCUACUGCUUCCACCCCAACGUGAUGAAGCUCUCAUGCACAGACACCAGGAUCAACAGUGCAGUUGGAUUAACUGUCUUGAUCUCCACUGCUGGGGUGGACUCAAUCUUCAUCAUCCUUUCAUAUAUUUUAAUCAUUAAGACAGUCCUCAGUAUCGCAUCCUCAGAAGAGAGGAAGAAAGCCUUUGGCACAUGUAUCUCCCAUAUUGGGGCUGUGGCUAUAUUCUAUAUUCCAUUGAUCAGUCUGUCCUUUGUUCAUAGAUUUGGGAAACAGGCCCCACCCUAUGUACAUACUCUGAUAGCCAAUGCCUACCUGCUGAUUCCCCCUGUGAUGAACCCCAUCAUCUACAGCGUGAAGACCAAACAGAUACGCAAAGCUGUGCUGAAAAUUCUUCAUUCUAGCAUGACAAAGAAAUAA